Triticum aestivum (bread wheat) is the source of this 1758-nucleotide messenger RNA. Its product is annotated as metal tolerance protein 7. Gene Ontology annotation, biological process: monoatomic cation transport; transmembrane transport. The record is from RefSeq and is a predicted model, not a curated record. NCBI's taxonomy places the organism in Eukaryota, Viridiplantae, Streptophyta, Magnoliopsida, Poales, Poaceae. Gene Ontology annotation, cellular component: membrane. Bases 310 to 1449 code for a protein of 379 amino acids. Gene Ontology annotation, molecular function: monoatomic cation transmembrane transporter activity. The transcript is spliced from 5 exons.
CACUCGGGUCAUCACGAGGAGUCUUUACAAGCAAGUCGCAACCGCUCCACACUUUCUCCUCCUCUGCCUCUCUCUCCCCGUCCCUGCCCUGGCUCCUUGUGCCCUCUCUGGGCUCUCAUAAGUCAUAGUAACCAACACGAUCGAAAUCCCUCCACCACCAUCCUGCGAGUCGUGCGCGGUUGCAUUGCACUGUCUCAUGCAUUGCGCUGCACACCGCUAGCAAGAAGCAAGAUCGGUCGAUCUCCCUCCGUCGACCCCGGCCGAUCUCGUCCGGUGUGCUUUGGCCCGGCGCCUGGCAGGCAGGCAGGCAUGGGGAAGGAGCAGGCGGCGCCGUGGCGGCUCAACGUCAGCGACCUCCAGUUCCAGAUGCCGGAGCGGGCCAAGGAGCCGCCGCCCUUCGCCAGCCGCGUCUUCAUGCGUGGCCACGGGAAACAAAGGAAAAUCGCAAAGUACUACGAGAAGCAGGAGAGUCUUCUCAAGGAUUUCAGCGAGAUGGAGAGCAUGAAUGAGCUCGGUUUCUUGGAUCAGAACAGUGCUCCUACCGAGGAAGAGCUGCGGCAAUUGGCCAAGGGCGAAAAGCUGGCGAUCAACCUGUCCAACAUCAUCAACCUGGUGCUGUUCGUCGGGAAAGUCGUCGCUUCCGUCGAGACCCAGUCGAUGGCAGUGAUCGCGUCGACGCUGGACUCGCUGCUGGAUCUCCUCUCAGGGUUCAUCCUCUGGUUCACGGCGCACGCCAUGAAGAAGCCCAACAAGUACAGCUACCCGAUCGGCAAGAGGCGCAUGCAGCCAGUGGGGAUCGUGGUGUUCGCGUCGGUGAUGGGGUGCCUGGGGUUCCAGGUGCUGAUCGAGUCGGGGCGGGAGCUGGUGACGCAGGAGCACACCACGUUCGACACCUGGAAGGAGAUGUGGAUGGUGGGCAGCAUGUCGUCCGUGGCCGUCGUCAAGUUCUUCCUCAUGCUCUACUGCCGGACCUUCAAGAACGAGAUCGUCCGGGCCUACGCGCAGGACCACUUCUUCGACGUCAUCACCAACUCCGUCGGCCUCGUCAGCGCGCUGCUCGCCGUCAAGUACAAAUGGUGGAUGGACCCCGUCGGAGCCAUACUGAUCGCGCUGUACACGAUCACCACGUGGGCGCGGACGGUGCUGGAGAACGUGGGCACGCUGAUCGGGAGGUCGGCGCCGGCCGAGUACCUCACCAAGCUCACCUACCUCAUCUGGAACCACCAUGAGGAGAUCCGGCACAUCGACACGGUGAGGGCAUACACCUUCGGGACGCACUACUUCGUGGAGGUGGACGUGGUGCUCCCCGGCGACAUGCCGCUCAGCCAGGCGCACGACAUCGGGGAGGCGCUGCAGGAGAAGCUGGAGCAGCUGCCCGAGGUGGAGCGUGCCUUCGUGCACGUCGACUUCGAGUUCACCCACCGCCCAGAGCACAAGGCCGACGUCUGAUCUCUCUCAUCAUGCUCUUCUCCUGAAAUAUGCAUGGUAUUGAGAAUGUAUGUGUGUGCAUGCCCUGUUUUUUGCCAUGCCUUUCACUUGAAUCUCCUGGUAGGCAGUUGUAUAACGGCUGUGACCUUAAAGGUCAUGUCGCGUCUUAAAUUAUCACUCCCAAGCCGAGGUAUAGGUAUUGCCCAAAGUGUACUCUUUGGUUAUCGCUUCAUAGGGUUUCGAACAUAAUCGUCGGUAUCUCUCCUUGCAUGCUUUCUCUUCUCUCGAGUCAAUAGAAAGACAACGUGUGAUCUCUCUUUGAAUUCUCAA